CGAUGAGGAAGUGGCAUUGCUGUAAUGGGUAGUUCAGAAGUCAACAAAACAGUCAGCAAAAUGCAAUCGAUCUGUGCAGUCUGGAGAAAAGGACAUCAAACUGGUGAAGAAGACAAUGAAGGGUAAAGUAAACAAGACACAACAUGCGUCUAACAUAUGGGAUCUCAAAUACAGUAAUUACUCCAUCAAUUUUCUUUGCACCGUGUUAAUGAAAAGACAAUCAACCUUCCAUAAAUCCUCUUUCCAGCUUUAUGCUAAUGAGCAGUACAGAAAUGGAUGGUAAUAAAACAACUGCUAUUUGCAUUUUUAUGGUAUAUCCUCAUCACUGGUUUCAGAAUUUUUAGAAAUGGAUAUACUUUAUGAAGAGGAAAGAUCUGUGAACUCAACAGCAAAUUCCUUACAACUAAGCCAAGACAGAAAGCUCUACAGAAAUGUGUUUUUAUCUGGAGAGAUUAAUAGGUCUGAUGUGUGUAAUUUGACUUCAAACUUUGAAGAUGUAAUGAAUUGCUCUUGUGAGGGAAACCUGACUGCACUGUACAACACACCAUUAUUUCAUCUUCAUGAGAAAAACUGGCCUGCCCUGCUAACAGUUAUUGUGAUUAUUAUUACCAUUGCUGGGAAUAUUCUUGUCGUCAUGGCUGUAUCACUAGAGAAAAAGCUGCAGAAUGCUACAAACUAUUUCCUGAUGUCGCUUGCGAUAGCUGAUAUGCUCUUGGGUUUUCUUGUCAUGCCUGUAUCAAUGCUGACAAUACUAUAUGGGUAUGCAUGGCCUUUACCUAGAAACCUCUGUGCUAUAUGGAUCUAUUUAGACGUGCUUUUCUCCACCGCCUCCAUCAUGCAUCUCUGUGCAAUCUCUAUGGAUCGCUAUAUUGCCAUACAAAACCCCAUCCAUCACAGUCGUUUUAACUCAAGAACAAAGGCUUUUGCAAAAAUAAUUGCUGUUUGGACUAUAUCAGUAGGUAUUUCCAUGCCAGUUCCUGUGUUUGGACUACGUGAUGAUUCCAAAGUGUUCAAAAAUGGAAGCUGUUUACUUGUGGAUGAGAAGUUUAUCUUAAUAGGCUCCUUUGUGGCAUUUUUUGUUCCAUUAGCUAUCAUGGUGAUCACCUAUUUUUUAACUAUAAAAUCCCUUCAGAAAGAGGCCGCUUUAUGCAUUAAUGACCUUCGUUCAAAGACCAAGUUUGCUUCAUUCAGUUUCUUACCUCAGAGUUCCCUUUCUUCUGAUAAAUUCUUCCAGUGUUCUCUGAGCAAAGAAUUAGGAACCUCAGGAAGGAGGACAAUGCAAUCUAUCAGUAAUGAACAGAAAGCAUCCAAAGUACUUGGGAUUGUCUUCUUUCUGUUCGUUUUGAUGUGGUGCCCAUUCUUCAUCACCAAUGUGAUGGCAGUCAUCUGCAAGGAGGCAUGCAAUGAAGAUGUUAUCGGAGGGCUGCUUAACAUUUUCGUCUGGAUCGGUUACCUUUCUUCAGCUGUCAAUCCACUUGUAUACACGCUGUUCAAUAAAACCUACCGAUCUGCUUUCUCACGUUAUAUUCACUGUCGCUGCAAAGCAGAAAAGAAACCUUUACAAUUGUUCUUAGUGAAUACUAUUCCUGCUAUAGCAUACAAUUCAAGCCAACUUCAGUUGGCACAAAUGACAUGUUUUAAAAAGGAGUCUAAAUUGAUGGCCAAGGACUACUCUGCUGUGAAAACUGGAAUACGUUAUCUGGAUGGAAACUUAAAGGGCAAUACCAGCCAAGUGAAUGAAAAGGUUAGCUGCUUGUGACUGCAUGAGCCCAUCCACAGCUACCAUGGCAACCAUGGAAUGUUCUCCGAGACAUUUUCACCUAAGCUUUGGCAGUUUAGGAAGAACAGCCUAAUCUAGAGAACCAUUAGUAAAAUCACAGCUCAAUCCUGUUGUAAUAAAAAUCUGAAUUUAGAGGCUAUGAAAUUCUACUGGGGGGGGGAUCAAAUAAUAUUUCAGGUACAGAACAGGCUUUUAAAAAUACUAUGAAUAAUAUGAAUCUCAAAAAGAAUUCUAGUUUAAUGUAAUGUGAUAAUACAACCUGAAAAAACGUUGGCUUUUUUAAAUAUAAAGAUUUAGGCCUACAAUGUUAAUCAUUCAUGAAAUCUGCAAGAAGGGUUUUUGAUGUUUCUUCCACAGCACAUUUUAAAUUCCCCUGAAUUUCAAAAUGGUGUAUAUUUUGAAGGCUAUGAAAAGCUGAAUUGGAAAGACAGUGUUCAAUCACUUAGGGGAAUUGCAAGAUCCUGGGCAAUGCUUCACUUACCAACACAAUGGAUUUUGGUUUGGCAUUUUCUAAUUAUGCCAUUUUAAGUGUAUAAACACUUUCCACUAUUUUACAGAACAAGGAUUUAGGUAUAGAGCAAGAGUGGCAGUGGAGGGUAGACCACUAGGGUGAAUGGGGCAUUGCCCCACCAACCUCAGUCUUCCUUCAGCCAGUCCCCCCUGUCUGCUUUCUUACUUACAUCUAGUCCAGUCUGUGGUAGCUUUCUCCAUCUUAGUCUCAAUGGUUUCCCUUGUAGAACUCAGCAGGAAAAAGGAGAAAACUACAAUUAGUUGGCUCUCCCUAUCGUUGGCUACUGUUAGUCUCCCUGCCUUCCACCUUACUAGUCCCAAUGGGCAACAGCCAUCAUUGAAGGGUGGGGGACCUUUUUCAGCUUGAGGACCACAUUUCCUUGUGGGGAAUCUUCCAGGGGCCACAUGCCAGUGAUGGGAGGGACAGAGGCAAAAGUGGGUAGAGCAAUGGAUGUGCAUCUUACCUUUGAAGAGCGGGCUGCAUUUCAGCCAUGAAAAACUCGAGGUUUCUAAUACAUACACAUGCCUCCAUCCUCCAUGCUGUAGGGAGGGAAAGAUCUGUCUGUUUCGGUUCUCUCAAUUUCUCAUUUUUCCAAUGUUAAAUCCAGUUCUCUAAAUUUGUACAGCAAUCUGCAAUUUAAAAAAAAAUCUUCAUGAAAAUUCUCCGCCAUUUUAGUGUGAAUUUCUCCAAAUACAUUUUUGUAGGCGGUUUUGACAAA
Rhineura floridana is the source of this 3009-nucleotide messenger RNA. It is a transcript of the gene HTR2A, whose product is annotated as 5-hydroxytryptamine receptor 2A. Gene Ontology annotation, cellular component: dendrite; plasma membrane. Gene Ontology annotation, molecular function: neurotransmitter receptor activity; G protein-coupled serotonin receptor activity. The record is from RefSeq and is a predicted model, not a curated record. Bases 347 to 1759 code for a protein of 470 amino acids. NCBI's taxonomy places the organism in Eukaryota, Metazoa, Chordata, Lepidosauria, Squamata, Rhineuridae. Gene Ontology annotation, biological process: G protein-coupled receptor signaling pathway, coupled to cyclic nucleotide second messenger; chemical synaptic transmission. The transcript is spliced from 4 exons.